Prunus armeniaca (apricot) is the source of this 495-nucleotide messenger RNA. NCBI's taxonomy places the organism in Eukaryota, Viridiplantae, Streptophyta, Magnoliopsida, Rosales, Rosaceae. The record is from the annotation of a GenBank genome assembly.
AUGCAGACCCGUCUUGCUUUCCAAGGAGCUCUUCUGGGGCUCUGGUUCUGCUUGUUUGCAGUAAGCUUCUGCUACAGCAAUGCAGAGACUGUUGAGGUCGCUGGAGAACAAGUAGUACUAGACAAAGCUUUUUCAGAGCUCCAAACAGAGGCUGCAGAGCUCAAUGAAGAAGGGAAGUUUGCAGUGCCUACACCAAAACCCUUCUUCAAGAAACCACCUGUACAUAAGAUUCCCAUAGUAAAGAAGCCAUUUCCACCGAAGCCCUCCGUCAAGAAACCACCUCUACAUAAGUUUCCCACUGUAAAGAAGCCAUUUCCACCACCAGUUCCAAUCUUCAAGAAGCCACUCCCUCCACCAGUUCCAAUCUUCAAGAUUCCACCCUUUAAGAAGCCGGACCAUCCGCCGGUGCCAGUUGUGGAACGAAAAAUUGGGGAUCCAGGAUAUCGGCCUCCAGAAUAUCCAUCGAGACCAUUUCCCUCUCCUGUUUUCAACUAG